Formica exsecta is the source of this 5577-nucleotide messenger RNA. RefSeq names its product telomerase-binding protein EST1A-like. Lineage: Eukaryota; Metazoa; Arthropoda; Insecta; Hymenoptera; Formicidae. Gene Ontology annotation, molecular function: telomeric repeat DNA binding; telomerase RNA binding; protein binding. Gene Ontology annotation, biological process: nuclear-transcribed mRNA catabolic process, nonsense-mediated decay. The record is from RefSeq and is a predicted model, not a curated record. The coding region runs from base 12 to 1277 and encodes 421 amino acids. The transcript is spliced from 9 exons. Gene Ontology annotation, cellular component: telomerase holoenzyme complex.
GGUGCGACUGGAUGCUCUGCCAUAGUACCGUUUGGAAUCCCCCGCCAUCUUGCACGGAUUACAGAGUCGGGCCGCCGGGAGAUGCGUGGACCAGGCUGGCAACGAUGGUGAAUCUUUUAGAAAAAUUAAAUUAUACCAGGACAACCUUGAUUCAGGGGAAGGAUACCGAAGAUCGCGAAGAGAAUAAAGACCUGGAGCUCGUGAAAUUACCGGAGGAUAUCACCUUGGCAGGAUUCACGCCGCUCAUGUUGAAUCCGCAAGAUCCUUGCUACGUGGAGAAAACGGAAGACAUGGAAGUGGCACAGGUGUGUCUAAGGAUAAGCAAGAUCCUCUUCUUCGGUCAAGUGUUCUUAUGCGGCUUGGAGACACCGGUGCUGAAACUGCAAAAGAGCGAGACCGGCGUCAGCGAAUAUGUUUCCGUGGUCGAGGCCUCGAGCACGAGUUCGCCGAGUUCGCCGCCGACACAGAGCGACUCGGAGCUCAUGGUGGAGAGUUACAGCGAAGGGGAGGAGGAGUCGAUUUCCACGUUGAGAAGAUUACCCUCGUGCGGCAAUGUGCCCGACGAUACGACGGCUCCCGUGGCGGCCGUCGAGAUAAGGUCGCUGAUCGAGAGGAAGGAAGAACUGGAGAGGCGGCAGCGGAAACAGGAUCGACAUCGACAACGGGUACAGGCCAUUUUGCAAAAAUCCUCGGUAUCAGUCGAGAUCGAGGUGAGACCGAGGCAAUUGGUGCCAGACACAAACUGCUUCAUCGACUAUUUGCCGCAGCUGCAGACCAUUGCGAGGGCCAUUUCCGGUGCGCAGCCGAUCUACACUCUUAUGGUGCCACUUGUCGUGUUGAACGAACUCGAAGGUCUAGCACGGGGCGCUGACGCGAGAGAUUGUCCUCCAGCGUCGAGGGCAACUCUGAAUCCCGAGCAUGUGGCACGAGUUGCUGAGAGCGCCAAGACGGCACUGGCCUUCGCAAGGAGCCGAAAUCCGGCGAUCCGGUGCAUAACCACAAGAGGCACCGUUCUGCCAUCCAGCACCUUUACGGCGGAGGAGGACGUCGACAAGGAUGGAUUGACACGAAAUGAUGACAGGAUAUUGACUACGUGCCUCAGCCUCUGUAGGAGCAACAAGGAUCAGGCAAACGCAGCAGAGGAAGGGCAGCCGCGACGUUUGAGACGGGAGGUGGUCCUGCUCACGGAAGACCGGAACCUCAGGGUGAAGGCUCUGGCCAGGGACGUACCCGUGAGAGAAGUGCCCGAUUUUAUGCAAUGGGCCCUAUUUGGCUGAGACGGUAUAAUGUGAUCGCGACCAAUUCCAAUCCUCACUUGACGAGAAAUCUUCCGUGUUCCUAUCGCGCGAGCUCGACCAAACGCAAACGAGAAGAAGUGCAAUGGGAAGUAAAAGGAGAAGAAGAAGAAGACAAAGAAGAAGAAGGACGCUCGUCAUUGUUGACAAGCAAUUCAUUGCUAUCUUCGUCGCGGAUCUGCUUCGUGUCCGAUCGACCGUCAACUGUGCACGCACGACGUUGUCAUCGCGUAAGUUAGUUUCUAAACGGGGUAUUCAGAUUGUUUCCCGAUGAUACUCCUUUUCUUGAAUUUUUUUUUUUUUUUUAAUCCCAUCAUGAGGAGAAACCACAAAGUGCGACGCGAAUGAGAGCAAAAUCUAUGAGGGAGAGAAAAAGAACAAAGCGCGCGGUAAAAUUGCAUUGAAUGAAAUACGGUACUAUCGAUGGGAAAAAGAAAAGGCUUGCCGGAAACGCGCGAGCCAUUCGGAGGCUCCUCUCGAGCGUGACAUUUCCUAUUCUCUAAUUGUUCCGUGUAUCUCGAACGUGCAGACGUAAAAAUCCUAAAGAGAGCCUUUUCACACGAGGAUGACUAGUGUAACGGGUGGUCCGAAAGAAUGCGUUACGGCCAUGAUGACACACAGUAAUACCGAAAGAUGAUCGACGGAAGAUGUGGAGGUUUCGAAAAAAAAAAAAUGCCAAGAGAAACGGUACAGAAAGAAUUAUCUUUUAAAGUUCUUGUCACUUACUUUGUAGAUUUUUUUUUAUCCUAUCGCCUAUUGGCAGCUGUAUAAUUGUUUUGUAUAAUUUUGUUUGUCGAUAUAUUCACUUUAUUCAUCGAGAUGUUAUUAAAAUUUUUAUAUCAUAUAUGUAAGCACGAUUCGAGAUAAUCGCGAAACGCGUCUUUUAUCGUUCCGCGUGACAUUUUCUACGAGAGGAAUUCUCCCCUUCAUUCUUUCAACGCAAAAGUUAUUAACAUCAUUACCUUUAAGCUAUCAUAAGGUGAAUUAAUAGGUUUAUUUCCAACGAAUGACUGCAAUAUCACCGUCAUCGAGAAUAUCGCCAAGAUCGACAAUAGAUCUAACUUUAUCGUGUAAUUAGAAACGAUUGAAAGAAAGACGCUUACCUUCGAAAAUUAACCUUGGAAUAUGUAAAAUAUGCGAUCCAAAAAACACGCGAAUAUAAAAGAAUUAUAUUCAAUUUAUUAUAUAUAUAUCGAUAUUUUUAAACGAAGUUGAUAUAUAUAUAAUAUUAAUAUUAUUGAUAUUGACAAAAAAAAAAAAAAAAAAAAACUGCCUUUUUUGGUCGAAAGUAUAUUGCGCGUUAAUCAAACAUUGAUUUUCGAAAGUAAGUUUUUUUAAAAAAUCGUUUUUAACGGACGUACAGACGUACUAAGGAUAUCUACCUUUUCCUAUUAUUCGCAAGUAUUCACUUGCGUAGCUUAAUAUUACGAUUCACCAAUUUAAGACUUCGAAAGUUAACGCAAGAAGACGACACGGACAAUUAUUGCAGGUAGGAAAGUAUGACACGAGCGAUUGUACAUAACUGUACGUGUGUGUACGUAUUCUUUAUAAUAUUAAAGAUAUUUUAUCGAUAAGCGGCGAGUGAAUGCAUCCCGCAAGCGUGACACUAUUGCUAUUACAAACAUUCCGUGUCGGAACCGUUCGAUUGAUGCUUUUACCAUCGACAUCGAGUUAGCGAUUUGCCAUUUGGAUGUGAUCGUGAGAUUAAGUGGAUAAUAAGCGCGAAAUAAGAUUCAGGUGACAGUUCUCGCGAAGCGGAGAAUGGAAUAGAGAUCGCUUCAUUCACGACUCGUUUUGUCAGAUAUCUUUCGGGAGAGAAAAGCUCCCGGAAGCGCACAGUGGUCGAGGCACGCAAGGAACUACGGGACCGAAUAGCGAACACGAUGUACUAUUUUUCGACAGAGAUGAGGUAGUUACUUAAGCUCCUUAGUGUAUUAAAGUAUGUGCGUGCGAGGAAAAAGUGUGAAAGGGAGAGAGAGAGAGAGAGAGAGAGACAGAGGGAGAAAAUGGCCAUUAGAUUAACGGAAACGGACAGUCAACGAAAAGGAAAAGAAGAAAACCGUGUCUGCGAUAAAACUCGACGUCGCGUUGAAAUUCCUGCGAAUUAAAUCGAAUCGAUAAGUAGAAGAAAAGCCCACCCACCGGCACAACCCGGACAGAAUCAUUUCGUUACACCGUGAUGUUCCGCUCGAGAGGCGGCGCCAUUCGGGCAGAAGAAAAUCCUGUCGCGAGUAGUGUCGUGGGAUGUCUGUUCAGCGGCAUUUUAUAAGGGCGCGUAAGAAGGUAUAUUAAAACAUCUCUACAUUUUCAUUUCCAUUGCGGGAAAGUGUUGUUCUCCUUUUCCCGAAGAAAUGUUGUCCAUGUAUACGUGGACUUUACUACUACUACUACUUAUGGAUUUAAUUCGUUGUUUUGUGUGCGAAGAAUAUGCUCGAAUCUGCAAGCUAGAAUCGUGCAACUUCACCAUUUGCGAAACGCGACGAGGUCUUGUUUAAGUAUACGUACUUCUCAAUGUCCGCGGGUGAAGUAGCGUUUGACAGGAUUCAGGAUCGGUUGAGAAUAAAGAGAGAAGAGAGAGAGAAACGCGAGCUAUUCCGUCUGCGAAGCUAUUCGUAUCUCUCGUCCUUCGGCGUGUCGUUCGUUUGCUUUGGCGCCUUUUUCCUUUUCUCCCCCUGUCACAUACCUUCCUCCUUCCUCCCUCUUUUCCUCCCGUCGCCGUUUUUAGCUCAAUUUUUUAUUCGAACCUUCACGGCGAGAUCGAGUGCGGCGUAUCAAUGGACAAUUUGAUAAAAGCACCGACGAUGUACACUUGUCUCAUUGUGUUUCAUUAAUUUUUAAGUAUAGUCUUUCGUAGCCUUUUUAAUGCGUGCGUUCGAUCGCCAUAAGCGAUCGAUAAUUAAUCCGUACGAGGGAGUACAGAUGUGUUUGAGAUGAGGCAUGCAGGAGCAUGAGAGAUGAGGCGAAAUCGAUUGCGCGAGUUCGUCAUGCAAUCGUGAAUAUAUAACAGAAAAAUAAUCGAGAAACACUUUUCUUUUUAAGCCGAUCCAUUAACCGAAAACACGUUGUCAAAAUUCAACGUGAGAAGUUAAAGCUCGGAUCGAUCAUAAAAUAAUCCAGAGUUGAAGUUGUAUAAAAUUUAUUUUUAAUAAAUUAGUUUUGUAGAAAAUAAUAUUUACAUUGAUAUAUAUAAAAAGAUUGUUAUACAUGUUUUUUUUUUUAAGAAAUAAAGUUAAUAAUGAUUUUGUCGUCAUCGAAAAUAAUGAAGGGAAUAAAUGAAAUAUGGAAAGAUAGAGUUUGAAAGACAAUUUUGAUGUCUUCUUUCGGCUGAUCGAGGAAAGUGUUUAUCGUUAACGUCCGUUAUUUAUGGUACUGUUGUACGAGAUAAAAUAAUCAGGGUAUAGUUUGCAAUCGUACUCCGGGCAUAUCAUAUAGCGUUUAUUCUACAUCAUCGCAAUAGCUCUCUUCUGCAAUAGACGUAGCAGUGCAAUAGACACUCUAUUCGCGAUUAACCCACCUCGAUAAGACUCUAUCCGUCCCUUCCCGAGUAAUCACGAUUCAUUUUUUUGCUGUUUUGAUGUAAUAUACAUAUAUCCACUCCACUCGACUCACUCCUGUUUUUCAACCUUGAAUUUACAUAUGUUGUUCCUUCGAUCGACUUGAGCGAUCGAGUUCACCCCAAUUCUUGAGAGAGAGAGAGAGAGAGGUUGACAAAUGCCUGAAUAUAGGUAGACAAUUAUGACGUAAAGAUAGACAUCGUGAUUUUUAAAGCUGGAUUUAUCUCGGACGCGAGUAAAGUUCCACGGCGAGAAAAGUUCUUUCUUGACGCUCCCCGCUUCCGAGAUGAAUCCAACACCGUAAAUAUACCUAUAUCUAUAUUGUAUAUAUCUAUAGGUAUAUAUAUAAUUAUAUAUAUAAUUUUAUACGCUCGCGCAUACGUAUUAUAUAUAUAUAAUUAUACAUAUAUAUACAAAAAUACACACACACACACAUCCAUUCGUCACCGAUUUUACGCUAGAUUCUCGCAAUAUUUCUAAUAAAAUCUAUGUACUUGUAUCAUUGUGUGACGAAGCAAAAGAACGUGAUUCAUUUGUAUUUCGUCUCAGGAAAAGAUAUUUGCCGAUAACGCGAUACAGCGACGAUGACGGAAAUAACGAAACUAUGGGGAUGAUGCUACGAAAGCAGAAGUUUUAGAUUAAUCGUUUAUUACACAUUAUAAGAAAUGUCGCUACUAAUAGUGUUACCACUUUGAAUAUUCAAUAAAACGUUGAGACUAGCGUUAUUA